Sus scrofa (pig) is the source of this 3263-nucleotide messenger RNA. RefSeq names its product divergent protein kinase domain 1A (gene DIPK1A). NCBI's taxonomy places the organism in Eukaryota, Metazoa, Chordata, Mammalia, Artiodactyla, Suidae. The record is from RefSeq and is a predicted model, not a curated record.
GCCCCCGCGGGUCGGCUGUGGUCGACGCUGUCCUGAGUCUUCAGGAGGUGGUGGCAGAGGUGGUGUGUCAUUCCUCCCUCUUCCAGAAAAUUAUGGCAGUUUGUCACAUCGGUGUCUCCCCAAACCCUGGAGGAGCGCCAUGUGCCUCGGGCUGAACCCCUUGGUUCAGUCUUUCCAUCAUCCCCGUGAUUUGAACGGGAGGCAGGGCUCGGAAGCCCGAGCGAGGCGGGUGGAUGUGGGGGCUUUGCUUUUGAGGAGGAAGGGGACAGUGUCUGGUGCCCAUCUCAAAUACCCCAACAAUGCUAGCGUAAUUCUCAGUCAUGUCAUGUGUACUGUUCGCGUGUUAAUUUUUCAUGAUUUCCCGUUCCACCCUCUGUUCCGCUGCCAGCCUGUCUUCGAACCCUACUACUGCCUUCAUGUACUUUUGGUCACCAGGGGGACCUAGCAGACACCGAGAGUAGCUGAGCGCACAUCCAUCACCCCAGUGGAAAAACAGCCACAAAUCAAUGCAAUGACCCAGUGAGUGGGUCAGCAGCGCUGCCUGCAUUCAGAGGACAGUAUUUCUUUACAGUUUACAUUGAGGCGUAAAGGUAUUGAUAGAUUACUUGGGGAUGGAAAUUCAUGCUCAGCUGGUGGUUUUAUAAAUUAUUUUAAAAGUUGAGAAGAAGCCGUCAUGGGGCCAGUAAAUAUUACAUUUUUGGUUGGAAAUUGCGUGUGUGAAUCAGUACGCUGCAAUGUGCCAGCUACUGCAAAUUGGAGGCACGAUUUGACAGCCCAUGACGUGCAGAGUAUAGGAGUAACACUUAAUGCUCUUAGCAGCAGUUCCACCGGUAGGAAUUGUGCCUUCAGUAACAAUCGAGCCAACCCGUCUGGAAUUCAACCCAGGCUCGCUUCUCAUAUGUGCGGAUGAAAUAUCUUUUCUUUUCCUGGUUGGUGGUUUUUGUUGGAAGCUGGAUUAUCUAUGUGCAAUACUCUGCCUAUACAGAACUAUGCAGAGGAAAGGACUGUAAGAAAAUAAUAUGUGACAAAUACAAGACUGGCGUGAUUGAUGGGCCGGCAUGUAAUAGCCUUUGUGUUACAGAAACUCUUUACUUUGGAAAAUGCUUAUCUACCAAGCCCAACAAUCAGAUGUAUUUAGGGAUUUGGGAUAAUCUCCCGGGUGUUGUGAAAUGUCAAAUGGAACAAGCCCUUCAUCUUGAUUUUGGAACUGAGUUGGAACCAAGGAAAGAAAUAGUGCUGUUUGAUAAGCCGACUAGGGGAACUACUGUACAGAAAUUCAAAGAAAUGGUCUACAGCCUCUUUAAAGCAAAGUUGGGUGACCAAGGGAACCUCUCUGAACUGGUUAAUCUCAUCUUGACAGUGGCUGAUGGAGACAAAGAUGGCCAGGUUUCUCUGGGAGAAGCAAAGUCUGCCUGGGCACUUCUUCAACUCAAUGAGUUUCUUCUCAUGGUGAUACUUCAAGAUAAAGAACAUACCCCCAAAUUAAUGGGCUUCUGUGGCGACCUCUACGUGAUGGAGAGUGUCGAAUAUACCUCCCUUUAUGGAAUAAGCCUUCCAUGGGUCAUUGAACUUUUUAUUCCAUCUGGGUUCCGAAGAAGCAUGGACCAGUUGUUCACACCAUCAUGGCCUAGAAAGGCGAAAAUAGCCAUCGGACUUCUAGAAUUUGUGGAAGAUGUUUUCCAUGGCCCCUACGGAAACUUCCUCAUGUGUGACACUAGUGCCAAAAACCUGGGAUAUAAUGAUAAGUAUGACUUAAAAAUGGUGGACAUGAGAAAAAUUGUGCCAGAGACAAACCUGAAAGAACUUAUAAAGGAUCGCCACUGUGAGUCCGACCUGGACUGUGUCUAUGGCACGGAUUGUCGAACUAGCUGUGACCAGAGUACAAUGAAGUGUACUUCGGAAGUGAUACAGCCGAACUUGGCAAAAGCCUGUCAGUUACUCAAAGACUACCUGCUGCGUGGUGCUCCAAGUGAAAUCCGUGAAGAAUUAGAAAAGCAGCUGUAUUCUUGUAUUGCUCUCAAAGUCACAGCAAAACAAAUGGAAAUGGAACACUCUUUGAUACUAAAUAACCUAAAAACAUUACUGUGGAAGAAAAUUUCCUACACAAAUGAUUCCUAGUUCAUUUGGACAUUGUGACCAUUUUAAGAAGCCUAGCAUUUCAAAAAGAAAAAAAAAAAAAUCUUGAGCCUUUUUUAAAAAAUGGCUCGAUUCAAACCCUUGCCAGUUACACAAAACUUUUCUCCUCUGGUCCUCAGAAGCCAUCACCUUAAAAUACAUAUUGAUUGCUGAAGUCUCGGCAGGAGGUAGUGGAUCAAAAGGCCCAUUGCUUCACUCUGCCCUUUCAAAAACCCUGGUACAUCUCCUGGUACAUUCACUGUUAACUGUUUCGACUAAUGACCUAAAAUAACGCUGUGAAAAGCCUCAUUCCAUGAACUUCAACAGUGAGACAAUUUUGUAGAUUUGUUAGCCAAACUGUCAGUGCUGGAAACAUUGUGUUUGCAUUGAAGCUGUUUGAAAAAAAACUUUAAAACAUAAUUUACUAAUGUCCUAGCAUGGUGAAGUUUGCACAUUAACAGAAAUUAAGACUGCAAAACAGGUAAAUUAAAAUUACUCCUUUAUAAACAGACGUUGGGUUAAUAAGCAUGGUUUCUUGUAUUAUACACUUUGCUCUUGAGUCACACUUUAUAUGGCUUCAGAAUGUUUUGAGUGGCUCUGAGCCUCUUAGUGUUCAAAACUUACCAGGAAACACUCUACUUGGCAAUGUGUAACGGCCAAUUUUAGAGGCUGAAUAUGGAUGAGCUUUUUCAGCAGAGGGUCUAUCAGCCAGCCAACCGGUCCUUCUCAGCUUUAGGCCACAGAUGCUUACUUUUUUGGCUUUACCUGCGGCAAAGAAAAAUUCCUGGGGCCAGGGAUCAACAUAAAUCUAAACAACUUGAAGUUGAGCUAUGGUGAAGUGGGACAUUAAGAGCAGGACUCUUGAAAUCAUAGAACUUUCUAUUAAUUUUCCAUCUUCAAACAGUAUUUCCUGCUGGCCAAAGGGCCAUGUAAGAGGCAUGUAAAUUCACCCAUCUAAUCUUUUUCUCCUAUAAACUUGAUAUACAAGGGUUAAUACUCGCUCCUCUUCAUGUUCGUUCAGAUCUGGCCUGUGCCUUUCAACUCCGUAAAAUGAGACCCUCUGAGAAAACUCUGGUUGAAGUGAAUAUAUGUUAAAAUUAUAUGGCCUUCAUCAGACAGCUCUCAAAAAUUAAAGCCAUGCGUUAGCA